CGCAUACAGCAUGAAGAAGUCUAAGAUUAGAGAUUUUGACCCCGAGUCCCUGCUCGACCCUGCGCCCAGCUCCAGCGAGGACGAGCGUUCCGGUAGCGAUAUCUCAGACGUUGAAGAUGACCAGGCGGGGCGUGAGCACUACACGGCCGUAGGCAAGAGCAAGCUACGAAAGCCGGUAGAGGUGCCCCUCGGUCCAGAGUAUACCGGGCGCAAAGUGGACCGCAAAGCCCUUGAGGAUAGCGACAGCGACGAUCCUUUCGCUAGGGGUUUCGACGAACAAGAUAGCGAAGCUAGCGAUGAGGAUGGAGACGGGGACAUCAACGGAAUGGGAUCGGGUGGUGAAGAAGAGAGUGGUGAGAGCGGAGAGAGCGGCUCUGAGGGCGACUCCGAUGAAGAUAUGAGCGACGAUGACGAUGAGAUGGGAAGCGCUGCCGAAGGUGCAAGCGACGAGGAAGACGACGACGGUUCUGAAGCUUCAGAGGACGAGGAGUCUGGCAGAGGCUCUAAGCCAGAUGUGUCUACUGUGCGCGACCUCAUGGCCGCCAGCAAAUCCUUCACCUCGACAAUCGCCGCGGGGACACAGUCCGAUGUCGCAAAGGGAGAAGCCGUCAAGACACAGCGCAAGACAUUUGACACUCUGCUCAAUUCGCGCAUCCGACUGCAAAAGGCUCUCAUCAGUACCAACUCCAUGGCCGCGGAACCUUACAAGAAUGAGCAGGCUCAAGAAGCGCCCGUCGAGGCAGCAGAAGCCGCCGCGCUGACGUUGCUGAACAACCUGACCAACCUCCGGCUAUCUUUGGAAGAGUCACGAACUGGUCAAAAGAGGAAGCGCACAACAUUCGAUUCUACCACUCCAUCCUCCGAAAUUUGGUCCACUAUUCAGGAUACCGAACAGAGCACCUUGCCGCACCGCAAAGCCGUUCUCGAACGGUGGUCAAAUAAGACGAAGGCCACGACUGUAACCAACAACCAGGCUCGUCUCAAUGCUUCCGCGCAGCAAACGCUCACCGAGGUCCUUGAUUCGCAACUUACGUCGUCGCAUCUUGUCACUCGCACACAAACGCCUCGCUCGUGCGCACCCCUGCAGUCCUCUAACAAAGGAGCGCAGCCCGACCCCAGCAUCUAUGACGAUGCUGAUUUCUACGGCCUAAUGCUCAAAGAGCUUCUCGAGCAGCGCUCUGCCGACCUCAAUGCGAACGGAACUGCUGAAUUUGUUGUACAAGCGCCGUGGCAGGUUGCUCGCGAAGCCAAGACUAAGAAAGUCGUCGACACCAAGGCGAGCAAGGGGCGGAAGCUUCGAUACACGGUGCAAGAGAAGAUACAGAAUUUCAUGGCUCCGGAAGAUCGGGGCCAAUGGGGCGAUAGACAGAGGGAUGAACUUUUCAGCAGUUUGUUCGGACAAAGGCUGGGACUCGGAGAACAUGAUGAGGUUGCGAGUGAAGACGAGGGUGGAGUUGAUGCCGAAGAGGCAGGCCUCAUGCUGUUCAGGAGCCAGGGCUGAUUCCGUCGCUUGAGGAUUAUAUACAGUCUUCAGCUGGUAGUAAAAUACACUUUUAUAUGUGGU
Molecule: messenger RNA, 1564 nt
Organism: Exserohilum turcica Et28A
Lineage: Eukaryota; Fungi; Ascomycota; Dothideomycetes; Pleosporales; Pleosporaceae
Exons: 2
Coding region: 11-1501 (496 amino acids)
Biological process (GO): maturation of SSU-rRNA from tricistronic rRNA transcript (SSU-rRNA, 5.8S rRNA, LSU-rRNA)
Cellular component (GO): nucleus; nucleolus
Source: RefSeq, a predicted model, not a curated record